This is a messenger RNA of Trematosphaeria pertusa, 1460 nucleotides long. RefSeq lists its product as uncharacterized. The record is from RefSeq and is a predicted model, not a curated record. The transcript is spliced from 2 exons. Bases 47 to 1456 code for a protein of 469 amino acids. Lineage: Eukaryota; Fungi; Ascomycota; Dothideomycetes; Pleosporales; Trematosphaeriaceae.
GGAUGGGGAGCAUGAGGACGCAAUCCCAUUGCCGGAUAUCCACGAAAUGGAAGUUCCCUUUCGCCGAGCCGAGUUAGCAAACACCUCAAAACCGCAACGUCUGUGUACGGAGGCGGCUCGUGUCAGUGCGGAUCCACUUUUGUUUCCAGAAAACGUAGCUUUUGGGCCCGAUUAUGGCCAAGAGCAGCCAGAACAUUGGAGGCUCCCGCCUAUCGCUGAGCUGCCGGGAGACUACGGCAUCUCCACUACAGACAGCAAAAUUUUCGAACUCGGCGAUAAUGGAAAAGAAGGAGCAGAAUCUGAUCGCGAACCGUGGUCUGCGAAUUCAUGGAGCGAUGUUGCUGCUAGCCAUGAUGGCGACCCGAUGUCACAAUUUAGGCCAGAAGAGCUGGAGCGCUGGGCUGCGGGCGGAUAUGAAGUUCCAGGAGCUUCUUUGGAGAGACGGCUCUCGUUCAUUAGGGACCAGCCGGAUGAGAUUACCGUUCGAAGAAUCCAUCCUGCCAGACCCUACUCAAGUCCCGAAGGACCGGAAAGUUGUGCUCCAGGGUGGGACGUAGUUCCAGGGCUAGGUCUGCAGAGCGAACCGUCGUAUACAAGCGGACUAAGAGACUCAAUUACUGUUCGUGGAGUUGCCUCUCCAGCUUCAAAUUCGAUGGCGGGAAAGCUCAAGCGUCGCAUUUUGAAUGGGGAAGCCAUUCACGGAUCUUUGCCGGCUUUCGAUAGUGCCGCAUUGGAACCCCCAUUGAUUGGCAUCAGCCCGUCUGCUCUAGAAUACGAACCGAAUCCGGUCAUUUUCGCGCAUCUUCGGUCAGCACCACCAUCAGAGGUGGUGCGAUUGGCAGGCGAUAAUGUUCAGGUUAGCCCCCUUUCCGACACUGAAGGAGUACCAACUUCCGAGGGCGUCGUGAGCAGUGGGAUCUCUUCGUCUUCGUCGACACGAUUACCUGGAGAUCCAGACACCGAGGGUUUAGGCCACACUGUAAUCCAGGAAAACUCGACUCCAUAUCGUCGGAACAAGGAAUCACCCCCGGGACUGGAUAUAAAAGCAGAUCCCAAACAGCAAUCUACUCAGCCGUUCCCGAUACCCGGUCACGACUGGAGUAGUCACUCGGAUGGUUUUGUUUGUCCGUAUUGCCAGAGGCCAUUUAGGACUGCUGGCUUGAAAAACAAACACGUCAACCGGAAACAUAUUCGACGGUAUAAAUGUACAACAAUGGAUUGCGAAGCCGCAUUCCACCUGAAUAAUGAUCUGAGCCGUCAUCAGCAGACAGUGCACAAAACUGCUGUGGAUAGCACGUGGAAAUAUACGAAUGAGCAUUGUAGAACACCGGAGACGGUAUUUCGUAGGAAAGACAACUUCCUACGACAUGUAGGCCGGUGUGACAGAGAGCGAGGAGGUGGCGUUGCAGUCUCGAGAUCGAGAACGUUACGGGGGAUUCUUCCUCAGACGGGAUAACAGU